GUUUAUCCAUACGCAUGGGUAUUUCAAUAUAUAUACCAAUUUUUUACGCGAACGAGCCCUCAGUGUCUCUCAUAGGGAUGCUGGUGUUAACUAUGGGAAAACAGCAGGGCCUGACUCAUACUUAUUGGAAGAAAAUGCUCUUGAUUUUAACCUUUUGGAGAUGCAGUCUUUGAGUAGUCUGAAGUGCUAUGAUUUCUGUUUCAGAGAAGUACUUCCUGAUAGAGUGGUGAGGAGUUUCGAUGAUCUUGGAUACGUCCUUCACUCUGUGCAGAAACUAGAGACUAUUGUACUUGUAAGCUUGUAUAGGGCAUCAGAGGCAGUGACAAGGAACUUACUCUGCCAGUUUGAGAGGCUAAAUAUUUGGAACUUCAUUUUUAUGGGCCCAAAAUCUGAUUUUUUAUUUGAUCUUGCGAGAAGGGGGCAUCCUAUGAUUGACGUGGAUCAAUUUUCAGACAGUAUUAAAGCUUACAAUUCAAUAAGAGUUCAAGAAUUCAGUGCAGAACUGAUCAAGGAGAUUUUUGUGAAGGCCUAUGUGGUUAAGAAAUGCUUGGAGCUCGGGUAUAGUACGUGGGUCCUGGAUGGAAACUUUCUUCCAGUUACCAGUGAUUCAUUAGUCGAUUUCUUUGGCCCCAAGUACAAUUUCUACGUUGGGACAAACUCUACCUUUCUUUUUGUCAGGAGCUCAUCUUCUGCUUUGAAAACUUGGGUUGACGAUUUUACAUACAAGGUUGCUUUGAUGGCAAGUUCUUUGAUAACUAAAGAAUCAGUUUCCAUGGAGGGCAGUAAUUUUGCAUAUGUAGUAUCAAAGACACUAGAACGGUUUAGUGUGAAAUUCACCUGGGUUGAUGGGAUGAGCUUUGGCGCAAACAUCAAUGCCCUUGAUGUUAAUCAAACCUCUUUGGGGAAUGGAAAGAAGAUUGCCUUCUGGUCUUCUGAGAUACGAUUGAAUUCAAUACAAAAACGGCUUGAUGAGUUAGGUAUUUGGGCUUUGGAUGCUGACUCUUCAUGUAUUGCAGUCAUUUGUCACCCUUCAUAGCAUUUGAUUGUGAAUUUUUAUCCUCUCUGAUCAAUGGUUUAUUGUUUAACAUUAUAAUGGUUUUGAUCCUGAACAUCACCCCAAUAUCAGAUUUCCUGGGGUUUCAGCUGUUCUGUGAUUGAUGGUUGACCCUUGAAGAUUCAACUUUUCAUGGCAACCAAAAGGGGUGAAAAUGUCCUGCUUUCCUUGUCUUAAUGGUAGAGGAAGCUAGUAUAAAGAGUGGGAAGGCAAGGGUGCAAAAGGAAUUUGAGGACAUGGCUACAACUGCAACACUCCAGAGGUGCCAACUGCAUCCCAGCUUGUCCAAGCUUCGGUUUUUGGACUCAGUAAUGGGAAGCAUUAAGCCUUUCCCCAGCAGAUCUUUACAUUCUGGGCCAUCUGAUCAUGCAGUAAAUUCUCUCGCCUCAUUAGUUGCCUGUUGCACUACAAAUCACAAUGGCCUCAAAAUCUGAAUAUGUGUAGCUUUUUGUAUGAGUUAGAAUAUAAGCUUUUUAUAUUUCAAUUUAACUAAAAAUGGGAGUACUGUUUUUCCCCUCAUCAUUUGCUAACAUUCAGACAAUCCCAUCCAAUCUAUACACAUCCAGCCGACUGUAAUCAUAUCCAACUGCAAUCCCUUUCAUCCUUUGUUAGUAUGUAUUCUGGGGAUAUUGUGGUUGCUGUAUGUUUUUUAUGCGGGGAAACAAACAUGGUUCAAUGUCCCAGGCAAGGGUGGAGAAUCAACUAGUACAUAAUGAGAACUUUUGAUCAGAGUGUUUCCUUAAGUGACAUUCAAACAGUAAAAUUCUGACCAAUUGGAA
This is a messenger RNA of Ilex paraguariensis (yerba mate), 1833 nucleotides long. The record is from the annotation of a GenBank genome assembly. NCBI's taxonomy places the organism in Eukaryota, Viridiplantae, Streptophyta, Magnoliopsida, Aquifoliales, Aquifoliaceae.